UACUAACUAGUUUCAGGUGUAUAGCAUAGUGGUUCGACAUUUAUAUCACUUAACAAAGAUAAGAGGUCGUUCUGAUGUAUUAAUUUCAGGGAAGAAAAGUUGUUUCUCAAUGGUCACUCUUUCGGUAUUCGAAAGUAGUAGUAAGGUAAAAAAUUUUUAAAUGCAAAGGAAAAAUAACCGGACUAUUGAAAAAUCCUAUACAAUGCUAUCAAAGGAAUAAGACAAGUAUAAUAAGUAUUUCAAUGUCGCCCUGCUGUUAUUGCCUGUUUCUACACAUACAUAUAUCAGAAUGAACAGAAAGAGAAGGUAGACUUGAAAUGAGUCACAACUUUUGAUUUCGGUUUCAACUUUUACAUGCAACCCUUGUUCGCACAUCAUAUGAAACCGCUCGCAUUUUUGGCUCAGCAUUUUACAAUCAAACGCAUGCCACCCAAGGGAAACCUGUGCGUGGCAAUAUCUAAAAUGCAAAGUGACUGCAAGGUAGAUCGAUAUAAUCCGCAACUUAAAGAGGUCAAGAUAGACCGGAAUCAAUGCCAAGCGGGUGACCACGAUCCCUUGGAGUUGGAACCAGGGAACCAGGGGAGGGUGGGGGACUUGGCCUCGGGGCCUGCCUGCACGCAGGGCCCGGCCCCGUGCAGGCGACGGGCGCCCCCUGGCGACUCACGCUGUGCUUUGUCUCCGCCAGGCACCUACCAGGGCCAGUGGGCCGGCGGCAUGCGGCACGGCUACGGCGUGCGCCAGAGCGUGCCCUACGGCAUGGCCGCGGUGAUCCGCUCGCCCCUGCGCACCUCGCUGGCCUCGCUGCGCAGCGAGCAGAGCAACGGCAGCGUGCUGCACGACGCGGCGGCCGCCGCCGACAGCCCGGCCGGCACCCGCGGCGGCUUCGUGCUCAACGUCCAAGCCGACGCGGAGCUGGCCGGCAAGAAGAAGGGCGGCCUCUUCCGCCGGGGCUCCCUCCUCGGAAGCAUGAAGAUCCGCAAGUCCGAGUCCAGGUCUUCCAUCUCCAGCAAGCGCAGCUCGGUGCGCAGCGACGCGGCCAUGAGCAGGAUCAGCUCCAGCGACGCCAACUCCACCCUCAGCUUCGGCGACGUGGACUGCGACUUCUGCCCCGUGGAGGACCACGUGGACGCCACCACCACGGAGACCUACAUGGGCGAGUGGAAGAAUGACAAGCGCAACGGCUUCGGCGUCAGCGAGCGCUCCAACGGCAUGAAGUACGAAGGCGAGUGGGCGAGCAACAAGCGGCACGGGUACGGCUGCACCGUGUUCCCCGACGGCUCCAAGGAAGAGGGAAAGUACAAAAAUAACGUUCUGGUCCGCGGGAUCAGGAAGCAGCUCAUACCGAUAAGAAACACAAAAACUCGGGAGAAGGUGGACCGAGCCAUCGAGAGCGCGCAGAGGGCGGCUGCCAUGGCGAGAACCAAAGUGGAGAUAGCCAACUCCAGGACCGCGCACGCCAGAGCGAAAGCUGACGCCGCGGACCAGGCUGCACUGGCUGCCCGCCAGGAGAGCGACAUCGCGAGAGCCGUGGCCAGGGAGCUGUCCCCGGACUUCUACCAACCAGGCCCAGAUUAUAUCAAACAGAGAUUUCAGGAAGGGGUCGAUGCUAAAGAAAAUCCAGAAGAAAAGGUACCAGAGAAGCCUCCUUCUCCAAGAGAAUCUCCCCAUUUUUAUCGCAAAGGCACGACACCCCCACAGUCUCCCGAGGCGAGUCCCAAACAAAGCCACUCUCCCGAGCUCUCCCCAAAGCCCGUGAGGAAGCAGAACCCCGGGGCCAGACUCAACCGAGACAAAAGGAGUGUGGCUGAUGAGCAGGUGACAGCCGUCGUCAACAAGCCCUUGAUGUCAAAAGCCCCCUCGAAGGAGGCGGGAGCACCCCCGUCCAAGUACUCUGGCCGCCACUACGUCCCCAACCCUGGUAACGGGGAGCUGCACUCGCAGUACCACGGCUACUACGUGAAACUGAACGCCCCCAAGCAGCCUACAGAAGACAGAGAGGAAGACGAAGGCGCCAGCCACUCCUCCUCAGCACUGGUGCACAAGCCAUCGCCCAACAAGUGGAGCGCCCCAAAAUCUGUGACAAAAUCAGUUGCCAAAGAAAGCAAAGCUGAGCCAAAAGCUAAGAAGUCCGAACUUGCUAUACCAAAGAAUCCAGCAAGCCAAGAUUCAUACCCUUCUUUGGAAAAAGAAGCCAAUUCAGGCCCUAAUUCAGUCAUGAUUGUCCUUGUCAUGCUGCUGAAUAUCGGGUUGGCCAUCCUUUUUGUUCACUUUCUAACUUGAUUGGAAUUAGGAAAGCCCCAUCCGGCGAAGUUCUUGGCAUUGGUUACUCCAUCUGUCCUAGCAGAGUGUGACUAAACUGGAAAUGUAUGGAACUGCAUUUUUUUUUUUUUUUUUUUUUUUUUUUUGAUGGAAGUCAACAGCUGCCUUACUAUUUUACCAUCUGACGUUUUUAGUAGGGAGCUGGGGAAACAAACGAUGGCCUGAGGAAUGCGGUCGGAGGAAUGUGUUGCUGCGGCCCGUGCUUCCAGCAUUCGCUCCUGUCUCAUUAGAAGAAAUAGGUGCGGCCUCACUCACUCACCAGUCUUAUGCCAUGACCUGCUGCUUGACCAUCUCCCGGAAUGUCCUGGGAGGGAACCUUUUGUUGGCUUCUGCACGACUGUGUUCCUUUUUUGCUGUUUUCUUGAAAUGCGAUGUAUAGUCACCUACGACGAGCGUUCCUGGCCGGAUGUAAUACACGUGUCGCGUCUCAAGGAAAAGAAACAACGAAAUUCUAGAGAACAAUGUGUUGAUUUUUGAGAGCAAUACAUCAUUUUUCAUGUCGUUGAGUCUUCCGAAACCUUUUGUAAGAGGCUGUUUAUCUUUAACAUUGAGCAACUUGAAAGCAUUAUACCUUCCUAAGAAAUCAUUUCAUGUUAAAUAUUUUUAACGCUGAGAUGAAUUAUUUAUGCACUUAGGAGGUGCUAAAUUUGAAAAAGCUGAAAGACAACCGAAUUCUAUGAAGUAGAGUCAAAAUGUUGCAUGGAUUGCAGUAAUCGGUGUCCGAAGGAUUCAGUUUCAUUGCUGACGUACUUUACAACCAAAUAAAAUCUUGUCAGUGGCUAUGUUAAUUCCCAUGAAAGUUAAGCAAGAUGCUAUUAAUAACUGCUCUUCUCUUUCUUUUUUUUUUUUUCCAACUGAAAAAUUUUCAUUGAAUACAUUCAGGUAGAGCUUUGUGAAAUGACUGCUUUGUGUUUUUUCAAAGUCCUUUUGUAAUUUUAUUUCACAUUUUAAAGGCUUAGACAUUUUUGUUUAAAUACUUGUCUUUUGCAGUCCUUUGUUAUUCUGACAUACUCUUUUUUUUUUUUGCUGUUUUAUAAUGUAUCCUUUAUUACUCAGAAGCAUGCUUACUUCGAGAAACUACAUGGUCUUUCUAAAAGUAAUUAUUUCAAAAAAAAAAAAUCAGGGGAGGAAAGGUUUCUGUUAAAUCUCUAUGAAACAUUGCAUUGCGGAGAGGGAGCUAUUCCUAAAUACUUUAUGACCUGCACGGUUCAAUCAGAUUCUUUUUACCUUACUUGCCUUUUCACUGCAGAAGAGAUCGUCAGGUGUUAGCACAGGUGUGGGCUGAGUCGGAGCCCGGUGGCAUUUUCUGCAGAAGUGCAAUACGUUAAGACUCCUGGGUGUGACCAAUGUGGAACAGAAGAAAGCAGAAAGAGAGCAAAUGAAAGUUACAACUUGUAUAUUUAUUUAUUUUUUACAUUUUGCUUUGACUUUUAAAUUUAGGAAGUACGUUUUUACCCAAGAAACGUUGAAGUUCCUGUGUCAGUCUCAAUACUCUCACUUCUCCAUCCUGACCCCGUAGCUCUUGACGCUGGAAAGCUGAUUUCUUUUUUUUUAAUAUUUAAUCUUAUUCAGUGUUUAUUUAAAAUGUGUAAUGCUUUGAAAUAAUGGGUAACAGAUAACUAAAGGAUAUGUUUAUACAGUGAGCAUGUUGGUUACAUUUAUAAAUAUAUGUAUGAUUUAUAAGCUUUUUUAAAACAAAGCUCAAAUUGUUGGUAUUUUUCUAAAAUGUGCACAGCUGUAUUUUACAUGAAAGGCUCUUUCUAAUGGGUUGUUAUACUGUACUCUACAUUUUGGACAGCACAUGAGGUCUGCCAAUGUACUUAAUAAAACAUGACUUUAUUUAAAGUUUCUUGCUGUGAAAAAGAACUCCCUACCCGUGAGUUCCUUUAUUUAUAAUCCUUGAAACCAAAAUGUAUAAUGUACAGUUUUCACAACUGUAUCUGCUCUAAUAAUAAAAAGAAGUUGGUUAUUUAAAAA
Hipposideros armiger (great roundleaf bat) is the source of this 4296-nucleotide messenger RNA. RefSeq names its product junctophilin 1 (gene JPH1). Bases 355 to 2280 code for a protein of 641 amino acids. The record is from RefSeq and is a predicted model, not a curated record. The transcript has 5 exons. Lineage: Eukaryota; Metazoa; Chordata; Mammalia; Chiroptera; Hipposideridae. Gene Ontology annotation, cellular component: junctional membrane complex; plasma membrane; sarcoplasmic reticulum.